GCGAGCAGUGGGCCGCCUUCGAGCGCGCCCGCACGCCCGUGGACAAGCGCAUGUACUGGCUCAAGCGGCCCCACCAGUGCGACGCGGGCGCGGGCGGGCGCCGCGGGGGCGCCGGGGCCCCCCGCGAGUGGAACGUCGCCUACGCGCUGGGCGGCGCGGCCGACGACGACGAAGACGGCGGCGGCGGCCCCGGGCCCCGCGCGGCCCCCGAGGAGCCUCGAGAUUCCGAGCUGUCGGAGCUGUCGGACACCGACCCCUUCUCCGAGCCCGACCCCGCCGCGCGCGACGCCGCCAGUCCCCGCCAGGACGGGGCGCCAGCGGCGCGGGCCGCCCCCGGGCCCGGGCCUCGCGGGGGCCGCUGCCCGGAGUGGAGGCCGGCGCCGGGACCCCCUCCGGGACUGGGCGCGGAGACCCCCACGCCGGGGGACCUGGAGGACGACGGGAUCCCCUCGAAGCUCCACGUGGACGGGGAGCCCAGGGCCGGCAUCCGGCGCCGGCGCAAGGGCGCUGGGAGGCCCUGGGCCCCAGAGGCCCGGGCCAGCGUCCUGAGGGGCCUUCCGGACCCUUGGCAAAGGCCUCCGGUCCAAGGCGCCCCUGCAGAGGGCGUGAAAGGAGCCCCUCUGGGCAGGGCCGCCAAGACUGCCGAGAGCAAACCGCUGGCGGAGACGCGCGCUUCUGAGGACAGUGACGUCAACAUCACCAGCGAGGAGGAGGACCGCAAGGAGCAGCCUCUCCCAGGCCCCUGCUGCCCCAGAGACCAGGACGCCGCUGGCGGGGGCCGUGCCCCCCGGGCUCCCCUGGAGAGCCGGGCUGCACCACCAGAGGGCCUUUGCUGCUACAUCUGUGGGUGUGCGCUGUCCCCGGCCUCGCAGCACCAGAUCCACGUGCAGAAGCAGGAGAAGCUGGCCCAGGCGCCCUUCUUCCCCUUCCUGUGGCUGCAUAGCCCGCCCCCGGGGGCGCAGCCCAUCAGCGAGGGUGGCAGCACCCUGGUGUGCCCCUGCUGCUUCUCCUCCCUCAUGCAGCAGUGGCAAAGCUUCGAGCUGGCCAACGUGCCCGUCCUGCAGCGGCUCUACGUGGUGCCCCUGAACAGCCACGCUCCCGGCAUGGCCUCCAAGGGCAGGAGGCUCCCCAGGGAAGAGGGCCCGCCCGCCGGGGCCCUGCCAGAGGCCUGCUACCUCUGCGGGGAGGACUGUACGCGGGAUGCCCGGGCCGUGGCCUGCAGGACCCUCAACGGCAACGCCAGGGGCUCCAUGCAUUUCCCGUUUCUCAGCCUCCUGCCCUGCCCGCCCAACGCCCAGGGCCCCAACAAGCGCUGUGAGGUCCGCAGCUGCCCCAAGUGCUUCAGCGUCCUGGAGGACGUGUGGGCCCUGUACCGGGCCUGCCAGAACGAGGAGCUCAUCACCUCCGUGCAGGGCUUCUUGGGCCGGUACCACCAGGCCUUCUCAGCCUCGGACCCUGCGCUCUGCGAGCCGCCCGCCUCGGCCCAGGGCGGCCCGGCCUCUGUCUGCUACAUCUGCGGGGCCGAGCUGGGCCCUGGCAAGGAGUUCCAGCUCAACGUGAACCCCUCCAGCCGCCUGGGCGAGAAGGAGCCCUUCUUCCCCUUCCUCACCGUCUACCCGCCAGCCCCGCGCGCCAGGCCUGCCGACUCCACCGGCCUGGUGGCCACCUGCGUGCUCUGCUACCAUGACCUGCUGGGCCAGUGGCUGCAGCACGAGGCCCGCAGCGCCCCCCACGCCAUCAGCCCCUGGUCGCGGCAGUACCAAGUGGAGAUAUUCGUGUGCUUCUUCUGCCAGCAGGAGAAGAAGCGGUGUCUCGGGCUGAAGGCCGUGCGGGUGGCCCGGCUGCCCUUGUUUCUCUACACCCUUCGAGCGAGCCACAGCCUGCUCGUGGACGAUGGGCGACAGCUGAUCAUCGGCGCCUGCACGGAGUGCGGGACCCUGGUGUGUGCUGGCCAAGGGCUCACCCGCCAGGGACCCAUGGGCUGGAGCUCCCCAGGGGCGGCGGCGAGGAAGGUCACCUCUGCUUCUCUCGAGGCAUCGACGGCUGUCCCCCCUCCCAGCCGGGAGCCAGGACCUCGGCCGGGCGCGCCAGCAGAGAGCCUGACCAGGGGCUCCAGGACUGCCCCAGAGCAGGGGCCAGCCCGCGGUCAGCAGAGCAGCCUGGACACGGCCGGAGCAGACCUUGUGGGCACAGGCAUGAGCCAUGAGCCCAAGUCCCCUUCACUAGGGAUGCUUUCCACCGCGACCAGGACCACCGCCACCGUCAACCCCCUCACCCCCUCGCCGCUCAAUGGCGCCCUGGUGCCCAGCGGCAGCCCCGCCACCAGCAGCGCGCUGUCGGCCCAGGCCGCGCCGUCCUCCAGCUUUGCCGCCGCGCUGCGCAAGCUCGCCAAACAGGCGGAGGAGCCCAGAGGGUCUUCACUGAGCAGCGAGUCGUCCCCCGUGUCCUCUCCGGCCACCAACCACAGCUCCCCGGCCAGCACGCCCAAGCGCGUGCCCAUGGGCCCCAUCAUUGUCCCCCCCGGGGGCCACAGCGUCCCCAGCACGCCCCCCGUGGUGACCAUCGCCCCCACCAAGACGGUCAAUGGCGUCUGGAGGAGUGAGAGCCGCCAGCAGGACGCUGGCUCUCGGGGCAGCAGCAGCGGCCGGGAACGCCUCAUUGUGGAGCCCCCGCUGCCCCAGGAGAAGGCGGGGGGCCCGGCCAUCCCCUCGCACCUGCUCAGCACCCCCUACCCCUUCGGCAUCUCCCCCAGCUCGGUGGUACAGGACUCCCGCUUCCCACCGCUCAACCUCCAGCGGCCCGUGCACCAUGUGGUGCCCCCCAGCUCGGUGACCGAGGACUACCUGAGGAGCUUCCGGCCCUACCACACCACCGAGGACCUCCGCGUGUCCUCCCUGCCUCCCCUGGGCCUGGACCCGGCCACCGCCGCUGCCUACUACCACCCCAGCUACCUGGCCCCGCACCCCUUCCCUCACCCAGCCUUCAGGAUGGACGACUCCUACUGCCUGUCGGCCCUGCGGUCCCCCUUCUACCCCAUCCCUGCCCCCGGCUCCCUGCCUCCGCUGCACCCGUCAGCUGUGCACCUCCACCUCUCCGGGGUCCGCUACCCGCCUGAGCUCCCGCACUCGUCCCUGGCCGCGCUGCACUCGGAGCGGAUGUCCAGCCUCAGCGCCGAGAGGCUGCAGAUGGACGAGGAGCUGAGGCGGGAGAGGGAGCGCGAGCGAGAGCGGGAAGCCGACCGCGAGCGGGAGAAGGAGCGCGAACGGGAGCGCGAGAAGGAGCGCGAGCGGGAGAAGGAGCUGGAGCGCGAGCGCGAGAAGGAGCGGGAGCUGGAGCGCCAGCGGGAGCAGCAGCGCGCCCGCGAGAAGGAGCUGCUGGCCGCCAAGGCGCUGGAGCCGGCCUUCCUGCCGGUGGCCGAGCUGCACGGGCUGCGGAGCCACGCCACCGAGGAGCGGGCCAAGCCCUCCGAGCAGCUGACCCCGACCCGAGCAGAGAAGCUGAAGGAUGCGGGCCUGCAGGCGCCCAAGGCCGUGCAGCACCCCCUGCACCCGGCGCCCACCCCCCACCACCCGGUGCCCAGCCUCCUCUCCAACCACGGCCUCUUCUCGCUCCCGGGCAGCAGCGCCGCCACGGCCCUGCUCAUCCAGCGCACCAACGAGGAGGAGAAGUGGCUGGCGCGGCAGCGGCGGCUGCGGCAGGAGAAGGAGGACCGGCAGUCGCAGGUGUCCGAGUUCCGGCAGCAGGUGCUGGAGCAGCACCUAGACAUGGGCCGGCCCCCGGCGCCCAUGGAGACGGAGCACAGGCCUGAGAGCGCCAGGCCGGGACCAAACCGACACGAGCCGGGCAGCCGAGACCCCCCGCAGCACUUCGGGGGGCCCCCGCCCCUCAUCUCGCCCAAGCCGCAGCACCACUCCGUGCCCACGGCCCUCUGGAACCCGGUGUCCCUGAUGGACAGCGCGCUGGAGACACGGCGGGCCCCCGAGAGCCACCCCCUGCACAGCCACCCGGCGCCGUUCGAGCCCAGCCGCCCGGCGGCCGUCCCGCUGGUGAAGGUGGAGAGGGUCUACUGCCCGGAGAAGGCGGAGGAGGGGCCCCGCAAGCGCGAGGCCACCCCCCUGGACAAGUACCAGCCGCCGGCCCGGGAGGCGGGCAGCCUGGAGCCGCAGGCCUUCCCGCACGGGCCCGGGCCCUUCCUGGCUGAGCUCGAGCAGUCCGCCCAGACGGUCCUGGGCCAGCCGCGGGCCUCGCUCACCCAGCCAGUGCCCUUUGGGGAGCUCGCUGGGCCCCUGAAGCCCGGCUCGCCCUACCGGCCCCCCGCGCCACGGGGCCCCGACCCCGCCUACAUCUACGACGAGUUCCUGCAGCAGCGCCGGAGGCUGGUCAGCAAGCUGGACCUGGAGGAGCGCAGGCGGCGGGAGGCGCAGGAGAAAGGGUACUACUACGACCUGGACGACUCCUACGACGAGAGCGACGAGGAGGAGGUCAGGGCCCACCUGCGCUGCGUAGCCCAGCAGCCGCCCCUCAAGCUGGACACGUCCUCCGAGAAGCUAGAGUUUUUGCAACUUUUUGGCUUGACCACCCAACAGCAGAAGGAGGAGUUGCUGACCCAGAAGCGGAGGAAGCGGCGGCGGAUGCUGAGGGAGAGAAGCCCGUCGCCCCCGACAGUUCAGAGCAAGCGGCAGACGCCUUCGCCGAGACUGGCGCUGUCCACCCGCUACAGCCCCGACGAGAUGAACAGCAGCCCCAACUUCGAGGAGAAGAAGAAGUUUCUGACCAUCUUCAGCCUGGCCCACGUCAGCGCCGAGAAGAGGAAAGAACCAGCCACGCAGCCCGCCUCUCUGGAUACAGAGAAGCCUGUGGGCAUUGCCGCCUCCCUGCCUGACAUGCCGAAGGCCCCGGAGCCCGCGAGACCGGAGCCGCUCCGGCCCCAGGAGCGAGGGCAGGAGCCAGCGCCCGCCGGCGGCGAGAAGGCCAGGCUGAGCGAGACCCCCAGUGGCAGGAAGAGCCUGAGCAUGCUUCACUACAUCCGGGGCCCCGCUCCCAAGGACGUCCCCGUGCCGCUGUCGCACAGUGUCAACGGCAAGAGCAAGCCGUGGGAGCCCUUCGUGGCGGAGGAGUUUGCACAUCAGUUCCACGAGUCCGUCCUGCAGUCCACGCAGAAGGCCCUGCAGAAGCAUAAAGGCAGUGCAGCGGUGCUGUCUGCAGAGCAGAACCACAAGGUCGACGCCUCCGUCCACUACAACAUUCCCGAGCUGCAGUCCUCCAGCAGGCUGCCUCUGCCCCAGCACAAUGGGCAGCAGGAGCCCCCCGCUGGCAGGAAGGGCCCCCUGGCGCAGGAGAUGGACCCAGACUCCGAGGAGGAGGAGGAGGACGGGGAGGAGGAGGAGGAGGAGCCCCCCCGGCGCAAGUGGCAUGGGAUUGAGGCAAUUUUUGAAGCUUACCAGGAACACGUGGAAGAGCAAAACCUGGAGCGGCAGGUGUUACAGACGCAGUGCCGGCGGCUGGAGGCCCAGCACUACAGCCUCAGCCUCGCGGCUGAGCAGCUUUCCCACAGCAUGGCGGAGCUGAGGAGCCAGAAACAGAAGAUUGUUUCAGAAAGGGAGCGCCUCCAGGCCGAACUGGAUCACUUACGGAAGUGCCUUGCGUUGCCGGCCAUGCACUGGCCCCGGGGUUACUUGAAGGGGUACCCCAGGUGACGCUCCGUCGCACGAGGCCGAACCUAGAGUAGAGAAAUAGUAUCUAUUUUAUUACCUUGAAUAUUUAAUAUUUUUCACUGGGAGGUUUGAAGCUUAAAACAAUGAGAAUGUGCCAUGCAUGAAGCAAAGGAUUCCAGGCCCCAGAAAAAGAACGGACUCGCCUUGGCUUCCAAUGCCAUUCAGUCGUCUUGGUCAUCAGCCAGCAGCCACGUAGACGCCCCUAGUUUUUCUUUCUGGAGGUGGUUUUAGUCUUUCCCCACGUCAUCGUUGUUCAGCUGAAAGCGGACGCUCCGUCACCAACACUAACACGUGGUCCUCUCUCGCCCCUGGGGUUGUGUGCUCCGGAGUCUGGAGCAGGAGCAGCCGCUCGGCUCCCGCUGCGGUGGGCGCGGGUCUCGGUCCCCGGGGCCGGAGGGAGGCCUGCUCCGGCUCCCGGAAGGUGGGGUGCGUUUUAAGUUAAAGGGCUUAUUUGUUUCAGUUACUUUUCCGGAAAAUUCCCUUCCAAGCACCAGGUCCUAGGAGCACACAAAGCAGCCGUACUGAAGCCUCAGUCCAAGGCUUUUCCCCAGAAAAGCUCUUAGCUAAAGAGAAAGCCCAUCAGCCAACGGAAGGUACCUUUUUGUCACUCCACGGGCACACGCGCAGAGCUCUGUGCGUGCGUUGAGUCACAGCCACGGAUCGUUCCUGCCGUGGGGGGUGUUUUCAUACAAACGUCAAUUUUGAGAGAAUAGUCAAAGGUGCUUCAGCCUUGUACUGUGUAUAUAUAUUAAAAAACAAAGUUUUGUAUGUUUUUAUUACUUUAAUUAUUGUUAUAAAAAGCCUGCCAUUUUUAAUAUGUGGUUUGGGGGGAUUUUUGUUGUUUUCCUGUUUGGGGGUUUUGUUUGUUUUUUGUUUUGUUUUUCUGGGCAAAAAAGAAAAAAAAAAAACCCUUGCUUUUAGUGUUUGUACUGCUGCUGGUCAGGACAUUAAAAUACUGAAGUGUUUUUAAAAAUUAAAAAAGAAGAAAAGUAAAAGAGCUUACCACUGGCGCCUAUGCGGUCGCUUCAUUUCCGAGUUGCCACCAGAAAGUGCCGUGGAGCCGCCACGCUGCCGCUUCCCUCCUGUUGGGCCCCUCCUGGCUCCGGAUGGCCGAGGGCCCCUGGGGCCCGUUGCUGUCCAGCGAGGAGGGGCGGCUCGAGGCCCUCUGCGUGCCGUCACGCGUGCCCAGCACCCAGCCCCGGGCUUUGCUCAGAGGCCUUUUCAGGAAGUGACCGGUUUCUGCGCUACGUUCUAGGGUGUCUCACAGCAGUCGGAGAGCAGGUGCAGGGUAGGAACGUUAGCGGCGUUUUUAGAGGCAGAGCUUUUAACAGCCUCAAAGUGGGGUGAACAGUGUCUGAGCAGAACGUCUCCCCCUCUUGCACCUGCCGUGACAGGCACAGGAGCAGCUGGACGGGGGUGAUCCGUGUGAAGCCUGGGGCGGGGGGAGGCGGGGGGGGGGGGCAGGGCUUCCCUCUCGGCCCAGUUACUGCUUGUUCAGGCGGGGUUUGAGCUCGAUCAAGAAGGCAUCUCUUGCCUGAAGGGCCUGAACCAGAGGCCAGAGCAGCCAGGGAUUGGUCAGCCGGCGGGGGCGAGGGGAGGAAGCUGGAGCCUUGCGCUGCGGGCGCCCCCCCACCCCGCCCUGGGCUGGGACCGGGGCUGGCGAACCGUCAGGAAGGCCACUCACAGUGAGCAGGGCCGUGCCCUCAGCCCCAGACUGCACCCGCGCACGACAGCUUGCUGGCAGAUGGCGCUGCGUCGCUUUCUCUGUUCCCACACAGUUUGCAUUGUCUGCCUGCCAGGAACCUUCCAGUUAUUAGCAAACGCAGACAGAAAGUGCCGCCAGUAUUAUCAGCAGUCUACCAGCGCCUUCCCCGCUGCAGAAACGACAGAACUAAGGGCUGUUCUGGGGCCGCCUCCCCUGCACAGACGCAGAGAGCACCGCGUGCCACAGGUGGGGACAGGUGUUUAGAGGGCGCCCUGCUGCCAACAAUCACAGGAAGGCAUCGCUGCUUUCCUCUGCGUAGAGCCUGCUUGCUGUCUCUAGUCUGAAGGCUGCGCAGUCCCAUCCUGGGCCCCAUCCUCCCCUCCAGCCAGAAGGCCUUUGGGUGCCUUGGCGCCCCAGCUCGGCAGUGGCCCUGGCCCAAGGCAGAGGGAGGAGAUCUGCUAACUUGAUGGGGAAGCAGAGCACAGAGCUCACCCUGAGGGGAGCGCCCUCGGCUGGCUCUCCUGUUAGGGGAGGAGUGGGGGUACAGGGGUUCAAGAGGUGCCUUCUCCGGGCGGAGGCUGUGGCACUGAGCUGAUGCUAACUGCCCUCCCCGCCUCCCAGCUGCUCCUGACUCUGCCUCCCUGCCCGCCACCUCGCUGUGGCGGCCUCCGAAUAGUCUCGGGCUCAAGAAGUAAUAUGACAAUCAGAACCUAGAUAGAGACCCUGGGACAGAUGAGUAGACCAAGAGGCAAGAGCGUGUCUCUGGAACACAGAAGCACCCAUGCGACACGGGGCCCAGCCGCGCUCCUAGCACUUCCUAGUCUUAGGAUCUGAAGGCACUGGCUCGGAAGGAGCAGGGCCGCGGCGGCGGUGGGGCUUCAAAUCGGACGCGUGCGGAAUCCUGCAGGCUCGCUGUCGGGCUGUCUGCGAGUCUGAGAGGUCAGAAGGGGCACCUCUUUGUCUCUGGAGUUGGACAGGGGAACUCGUGUGUCAGUCUCUCCACGAAGACGGCCCUCCCUGGCCUCGUGUCUUCCCACAGCGCCUGGAAGACGUCGGCCACCUGCCCCCCAAAGGCACGUCUUCCAAAGCCGGGUCAUGGGACUCUGCCUUUCCCCAGACCUGCCACCACACAGCCUGGCCCUUGGGAGAUGAGGUCUUGUUUCAUAGAAUCAGAACCACACAGAUGUACGUGACCAAGGUAGAACUCGCCACCCUUUAGCCUGUACCCCAAAGGCAAAGGGACACUUAAUUGGCACUGGCAUUCUAACUGAUGAUACCCUCAGGGAGAUGCAGAGAAUAUGAAAAGGAGCCCACACCUAUGGCAAAGCAGCAAAACAAUCAUCACAGGAAAUCUUCAGUUUCAUCAGGUAGCUCACAGGGCUGCCAACUCUCCCAAGUCAAAUUGGAUUCCCCGUCCCUCCGAGCCACCCUGUCGAGGGCAGACAGUUCCCGGACCCGCCAUCAGGUGGAGCGGGUCCACUCAGCCGAUUCGGUCCCCCGAGUGCUUCUUGGCCACCGAGCAGCACUCCCUGUGCUGCGUCCAAUAACCAAGCGAUGACUUUGUCUGCCCUUGCAGUAGCCUGUCCCCAGCUUUCCGACCCAGCGCUUGGCUCAGACUCCUGACCUCUGCCCUGACCCAAGGACGACCGUGCUCACCGUGGGUCACCCUCGCCCCGCCUGCCGCUAGAACACCCAGCACGCGGGAGGAGGGAGGAACGGAGCCUGGGUCACUCUGGGGGCAGUUUAGAUGCUGUGAAGUUAAGCCUGUUGGAAGUGUACUUGUUGGAGCUCGUUGUGCUGUAUGUAACAUUGUUUGUUGACUGUAGUGUUAGGUAGGUAUGAACGUAUGGCUGUAAUUUCUGACAACAUCCGAAAAUAAAAUCUUCCUAAAUCA
This is a messenger RNA of Phacochoerus africanus (Common warthog), 9313 nucleotides long. It is a transcript of the gene GSE1, whose product is annotated as Gse1 coiled-coil protein. The record is from RefSeq and is a predicted model, not a curated record. The coding region runs from base 51 to 5696 and encodes 1881 amino acids. Lineage: Eukaryota; Metazoa; Chordata; Mammalia; Artiodactyla; Suidae. The transcript is spliced from 16 exons.